AUGUCAAUCACUGUAUCGACCAUAGAUACCCCUUUGACACCUAAAACUUCAAAUAGUAUAUCGGCACCUUCAUCAGCACCAUCAACCCCAGUUAUCGAUAAUACAGGGUCACAAGAUCAAGAUACCACCAUAACUUCUGGAAAGAAUGCCGAGAAAAACGUAAAUAAACCAUCAAACAUUGCAGGUGUGAACGAAAGGGCACCGCUUCAUGAAAUAAUUUUUAAUACCCCUGUAAGAAAGACCAAGGCCCCUGUAAGGAAGGAUUGCGUGACAAGCAAGCCACGAAAAAAACAUCCAGUGAAGAAGCAAAACCUUAAUGAUCAAAGCAACAUGAAUAAAAUCUCUGAUAUUCAUUCGGCUGCAGAGCCGCUGAGAAAAGAUUUAACAAAUAAUGCGCCAAUAAUUGUUGAUGGAUCAAAGACAAGCGAACCACAAACGCAAAAUCAAAUUUCGGUAAAACAUUUAACUAAAAGAAAAAAAUCUAGAAGGAAACGUAGAAGUGACUCAAUUUUACCAAAGAGACCUGCUAAUGCUUACUUUCAAUUUGUAGCUCUUAAAAGAUCAGAGUUUAAUAAAAAACAUCCGGAAUUGCACCCACGACAAUUAACUGUACUCCUUGCCAAGACUUGGAAGUCAAUGUCGAAAGCAGAAAAGAGA
Messenger RNA from Cetraspora pellucida, 657 nucleotides. The record is from the annotation of a GenBank genome assembly. Lineage: Eukaryota; Fungi; Glomeromycota; Glomeromycetes; Diversisporales; Gigasporaceae.